Aedes aegypti (yellow fever mosquito) is the source of this 4877-nucleotide messenger RNA. It is a transcript of the gene Rbp6, whose product is annotated as RNA-binding protein Musashi homolog Rbp6. Gene Ontology annotation, cellular component: cytoplasm. The transcript has 13 exons. Gene Ontology annotation, molecular function: RNA binding. Lineage: Eukaryota; Metazoa; Arthropoda; Insecta; Diptera; Culicidae. Bases 45 to 1046 code for a protein of 333 amino acids. The record is from RefSeq and is a predicted model, not a curated record.
GCCUUAGAGAUUACUUUAGCAAAUUCGGAGAAAUCACAGAAGUCAUGGUGAUGAAGGACCCUACGACGAGGAGGUCGAGCUCGUCUGCGAUGGGAUUGGCUGACUCCUCUGCUCCCCUGUACUCGAGGCCAAGAGGGUUUGGCUUCAUCACAUUCGGCGACCCCGCCAGCGUAGACAAAGUAUUAGCACAUGGUACACACGAAUUAGAUGGCAAAAAGAUCGACCCCAAAGUAGCAUUUCCCAGGAGAGCACAUCCAAAGAUGGUGACGAGAACGAAGAAGAUAUUUGUGGGUGGUUUAUCAGCACCUACCACACUGGAGGACGUGAAAAGUUACUUCGAACAAUUUGGACCGAUUGAGGAUGCUAUGCUGAUGUUCGACAAACAAACCAACCGACACAGAGGCUUUGGAUUCGUCACAUUUCAGAGCGAAGACGUAGUGGACAAAGUUUGCGAAAUCCACUUUCACGAAAUCAAUAACAAAAUGGUCGAAUGCAAAAAAGCCCAGCCCAAAGAAGUGAUGCUCCCGGCGAACCUGGCGAAAACGCGCACCGCUGGACGUGGGACAUACGAUUUUAUGUGGUCGCUGGGGACUUUACCUGAUGGUUUCCCCGCCGCCGCAUACGCUGCGUACGCAGCCGGUCGUGGCUUCUCCGGCUAUCCGAGCUUCGGACUACCGUACCCCACAGUGGACAUCACGAAUGGACAGCUGACACCAAACAAUAACACCCCGCUGCUAACACAAGCCCUAUCAGACUUCACAGUGAUGAACAACUACCAGGCGGCAGCGGCCGCGGCAGCACAAGGCUUCGGCACCCCGGCAUCACCGCACACGACGACCGCGGCACGGACCGCAGGCUUCACCAACACCAACUCGCCCGGACCGACGAUCGACAUGUACAGCUCGAGUGCGGCGGACAGCGUGGGAUACGUUCAGGCGACCAGCCCGCAGCCGUCCGGAUUCCCCGCGAUCGCCGUCAGCCGUGCGCCGCUGAAUUACAGCCCGGGCCAACUGAUCCCCGCAGCAUUCACCAAUGGCUACCAUUGAAAUAAACUAGCAAGCAAUAUAUGAUCACCAUCGUCGCUAUUAUUUUGGAACGGGGUAUAAUUUCCAUUUGUCCCAGCAGAGAGCAGCAAACGUCAAUAGCAAACCAACCCAAACAAAAAUAACAACAACAACAACAAGCAACAGUAGCAGCAGCAGCAAAACAAUUAAACCGCAAACCCGACGACGCCGAUCGUGUGGAUGCAACGAUUGUGACAACAACAACAGCCAAACUUUAGGAAGAUCGAACAGUCAGCCGAAACGUCAACCGAGGCCAAGUAGUUCGCAACCCUGCUCCUCAGUAUGUAUGUGUUUGCGUGCGUGCCCGCGUCAAAUUGUUGUCUCAUUUAUCCCGUCGGCAAUGUGUUAGGUUUGUUUCUUGUUUUGGGAUGCCAACUUGACAGGCGCAUGAGAUUUAUGCUUAGAGGAAAAACAAAAAACAAAAAUCCCACCUUUGCAGUAGGCCCUGCCAGACGACGAUGGAAUAGGAUGACAGGUGGGCGGAUUUUGGGUAAAUUGAUAGGAGUGUGAGCGUGUGUUGGUGAGGGCAUUUGUUCGGUAGGAAGAUUUAGGGCGCAGUAGGCUAACUGUUGAGAAUUUGAAUUGGGUAGAUUUGAAGGGACUAAGUUGGUGAAAAGAGACAAAACGAAAGCGUCGAGCGGCUGAUGGAUUCUAUCGGAAACACAUUACACAAAAUGAUAAUAAUGCUAAAGGACAGGUUAAGAUAAACCAAUUCAAUGAAGAAUUCUACUAACACAAACACACGUACAUAUAUUUUAGAUAAGCAAACAACCCAAACAACAAACAAAACAAAAACACAAAAAGCGCAUCAUUGUUUAAGACGCUGAUGAGAAGCAAAGAAAUGAGCUAAUUUGUUUCGAUAAAAUAUUUGUUAUUCUCUUUAUAUUUACUUAAUUUUAACCUUUAACUACAAUUAUUGACUUGAAAGUAGGCGGACAGAUGAGAGCCAAAUACUUUAAAGAAAAUACAAGUAAAAAAUAACAAAAAAAAAGUUUACACGAACACAAAAAAAAAAACAAAAAACCUACGGAUGAAUGCCGCAGUCCGUUCUCAAAAACAACACACACUACAAUAAUUAAGCAAAACUUAUUACGUUUACGUUUCGUUUUUUGCUGCAAGCAAGCAUCUAUUAAGCAGAUAUGAUAAUUUUUACUUUUUAAAAAAACUAAGCAAACUUGUAAAGGUAAUUAAUGAGAAGAAGCAGAAAAGCUGGCGCGAAGCCAGCUGCAGAAGCUAGUGGUCUUAGGUAUAUAUAUUUAUUAAUAUGGAAAGGAGACAGGAACAUUAAACGAAUGGACAGCUAACUUUUUUGCGCGCCACCAUGGGCAGCGAUCGUUUUUAGCACCUACUAUUCCUCAUUUUAAAUUGUAAAACAUUCGAUAGGUGCCGUGCCGGUCGGAGUGUUUCUGACCGCAUCGGCACACCAGCAGCUUGACAGGAAGUUUGUUUGGCUCUGGCGUUAAAGCAAAGCUUGUAUUUCACUUUAUUACAUCUAUUUAAACAAUUUUUCAAACAACAGCAGCAGCAUAUUUUUUCACUCGAGAAAAACAGGAAAAUAAUGCAUAAAAUGAAACACAAACGUAAAACAAGCAUAGACAUAUUGGCAAAUGGAAAGCAAAAUUGUGUACGAAAUUGAGAUGUGAAGAAAAAUGGAAAAUGCAAUAAUAAUUGUUACUACAAGUAAUGCAGUAAGUAAAAACCCAAAAAAUAAAAAUAAUGAGAACGAGAACCAUCAUUAGAAAAGAAUUAAGUAAAUUAAAAAAAAAAACAAGGAAAAUUGUGAACAGAUGAAUACUUUGGAUAUUUUUUACACUUGAAUGGUAAAAAGCAGCUAUCCAAAAACAAACAAGAAUGAAAGGAGAAGAUAAAUUUAAUGAGAAUGUAAAUUAUUAUAAAUACAUGAAAUAUAUGAAUUAAAGAAAACGUAAUUCAAAGAAAAAAAACAAAACUUAGUUAAAUAUAAAUUAUAUUGAAAUUUAAAUUAAAUAAAUAAAAUAAUACAAAUAUUUAAAACAAAUACUAUGAUAAUAAAAUUAUUAUAAAUUAAUUUUUAUCAUUCAGAAAACUCAUGAGCAGAAGAAAAAAAACACAAGUGAAGAGAACUUGAACGUAAACCAAACAAACCACACUAGAAAGCAAACCAACCCAACCUAAAAAUUUAAAUGUGCAGCCAUGAUGAACACGGAUUUAUGUGAGUGAAUUAUUUCAAUUAAGAGGAAACCAAAACAAACAACAAACGAAUGUGAACUCUAAGCAAAUUAUACUGGAAAAGUAAACGCGAGCAUACACAUCCCUUGUAGAAGACCUUUUGAACCCGUGACUUGGAUGAACCCAAUUAUUUUCGCAAAAAAAAAAAGAAAUACAUCCGAUCGAUAAAAUCUGGUGUCAGUUUGGAUAAAUCGGCAAAAUUCUCUCACUUUUACACAAACACAUCUACGUAAGGAAACAACAGCAAACAAAAAUCACUCACAAUAACAAAUAAACUUGGAAGAAAAACAAAAAAAACAUAUUUGAGAACAAACCAACACACGAGCAAAGCCCAGUUUAUUAUUGUGAAUUAUUAUAACUUAAUGCAAAGUGAAAAAAUACGAUUAAUUACUGGAAGAACAAGAGAAUACCAUUACAGCAGAACAAAAUCCAGCAACAGCAAACGUAAGUGCGCACUGUCAAAAUAAAGUGGAACAGAAUGCGGCACUAAACACAGUUAGAAAACGAGACGAAAGAAAUUGGAGCAAAAGCAAAGAAAAAGAGGAGAAUAAUAAUUAAUUAACACACAUCAAGGAACAAACUAGUGUUUUCUUUGUUUCACCCCUCUCUCCCACUUCCCUUCCCCAGAGUCAGCGGAUCCGGAUGCAGUACCCGCAUUUUUAUUUUCCGUUGCAAACGCAGAGACUUUGCGACCUGAUUUGCUUCCCGCCAUUUUCCAACAUCCGCAGAAAAAAAAACGUAGAAAAGAAAUUCCCCUUAUACGCGACCAGGGUUGAGCUGGGAACGUCCCCGAUUCGAUUGUUUCUCGCUUGAGAACUCUUCGCGUGCUCUCUCUGUCUUUUGCGCUCUCCGCUUCGUGUCGUUCGUGGGAGGCGAUAUAGCUCGGCUUUUUUCGGUUUCACUUUCGUGGCGUAUUCUGCGAAACUGUCCAACUGGGAACGAACGCGAUCGAGUGUUGUUAUCGGAAUAGACCGACGAGAUUAGAGCCGGUAAGUUAAUUUUAAUUAUUUUCGUUUACUUGUUUGUUCUGAUUGGAUUUCAGUAAUAUUUUGAUAAGUUUUUUACUGUCUGUAAAUUAUGUUAAUGACAGACCGAUGUCGGAGAGGAAAGCAAUGGAAAAGCGUAAUGAUCGACUCCCACUUUGGUCCGUAUUAAUUUAUACGAUGUUGUACUGUGUUAUGUCGUUAAUCAUGAAGCGGUGACUAUUACCGAAGCUGCUUUUUCAAUUGUUAUCGUAUUCUUAGGUGUUUGGUUUCGGGUUAUCAGCUUUGUACAUUUUGUUUUGUUACGUGUCUAUUCAGAAUAAACCGAUUGAUCUAAAGUCAGCUAUAAAUUCGCUUGCUGUUGGAAACGUCUCAGCUCAGCUUCCACUGUCGAAUCAGUGCCUACUUUGUGCUUUAACAAAAUCCACUUUUUAUCGAUCGUUAAUCACAACUCUUGUAAACAUGUUGGACUUUUUUGUUACUGUUUUGAUGUAGAUUAACAGCGUCUUUUUUUAUUCUAAUGCAAAGCAUGUUACUCCCUUCAAUCUCAGACUCCUCAAAAUAAGUUCAUUAAUUUGGUACGACAUAUUUGAAUGUUAGGCUGGCACUUACUGUGAAAUUC